CACAGAGCAUGCCUGAAGCUAACAGUGCUGCUCAGAGUGCUGCUAAAUACAAAAGCUGGCAGUACACGGAGCUUCAGAUUUAUCCUUGUCUGUUUUCUCGGUUUUUCUCUGCUUCUUCUGCAUCUCUCCUGUCACGGCGCCACAGUCAGGAUCUUGGAAAGGGAAAAUAACAUCUCUGGCCACAAGGAAGUUGUUGAGAGAUCAUCGGUUGUCAAGGAGAUUUCACGGUGCAGGCAAUUGUUUGCAGGCCCUUUUCUUCAUUUAUUACCAGCCCCCUCUGUCAGAAUGGAGGAUCAAGCCCUAGUCAGAACACAGACCUGUCUCUGAAUUUCAGCGUAAAUGGCUGCAAACAGUACGGAGCGAGGUGCAGCCUGCCUCACGAGGCUUUCCCCGGUGGUGUGGCGCUUUCCUCACUCGACUUUGAAAGGAUGGGGCGGAGGGAACCAAGGUUGUCAACAGGACAUCAAAGGCCAGUACUGGACCGAUGAUGAUUCUGAUGGAGACAAUGAUUCUGAUGAAUUUCCUUAUAGUGUACAGAUUCAUGAGAUGGCCCAGUCAGAAAUAUCAACCCAACAGGGGAGCUGUGCAGCUGAUCUAUACCGACACCCACAGCUCGAUGCAGACAUUGAAGCGGUGAAAGAAAUUUAUGGAGAAAAUUCUGUCUCCGUCAGGGAAUAUGGGACGAUUGAUGAUGUGGACGUGGACCUGCACAUUAAUAUGAGCUUUCUUGAUGAAGAGAUAGCAACGGCAUGGAAGGUGGCAAGGAUUGAGCCCAUGGUACUCAGGCUGAGAUUUUCUCUGUCUCAGUACCUUGAUGGACCUGAGCCAUCGGUAGAUGUUUUCCAGCCAUCCAACAAAGAGGGAUUUGGCCUUGGACUUCAGCUGAAGAAAAUCCUAGGAAUGUUCACAUCUCAACAGUGGAAGCACCUAAGCAAUGAUUUUCUGAAACGCCAGCAAGAGAAAAGGCAGAGCUGGUUCAAAUCGAGUAGUAGAGUGAAGAAAUUUCGAUCUGGGCUCAGCAUCUUCUCAUCAAUCCCAAAAUCUCCAAGCUUUCCCCUCAUUCAAGACUCCAUGCUGAAGAGCAAACUCGGGGUGCCAGAUCUCCGAGUCAAUCGUAUCAUUAAUCGUUCGAUCUCCUGCACCAUGAAGUCGCCCAAAGUGGAGUUGCUUGGAAUCCCCUCGACUAAUCAGGCUGGGAGCCACUGCAAGAACAUUCCAACGUUAGAAUAUGGCUUUCUUGUACAGACAAUGAAGUAUGCAGAGCAGAGGAUUCCCACUCUGAAUGAAUACUGUGUUGUGUGUGAUGAGCAGCAUGUCUUCCAGAAUGGGUCAAUGUUGAAGCCUGCGGUUUGCACUCGGGAACUAUGUGUUUUCUCAUUCUACACACUGGGAGUGAUGUCUGGAGCAGCAGAAGAAGUUGCCACUGGAGCAGAGGUGGUAGACCUGUUGGUUGCAAUGUGUCGAGCUGCUCUGGAGUCCCCGAGGAAAAGCAUUAUAUUUGAGCCCUACCCUUCUGUUGUGGACCCAAGUGAUCCCAAAACCCUUGCAUUCAACCCCAAGAAGAAGAACUAUGAGAGGCUACAGAAAGCACUGGAUAGUGUAAUGUCCAUCAGGGAAAUGACACAGGGAUCAUACCUGGAAAUCAAGAAACAAAUGGACAAGCUGGACCCACUGGCUCACCCAUUGCUACAAUGGAUUAUCUCCAGCAACAGGUCUCACAUUGUGAAACUACCACUCAGCAGACAGUUGAAAUUCAUGCACACCUCGCACCAGUUUCUCCUGUUGAGCAGCCCCCCAGCUAAGGAAGCACGUUUUCGCACUGCCAAAAAGCUCUAUGGCAGCACCUUCGCUUUCCAUGGAUCACACAUUGAGAACUGGCAUUCUAUUCUGAGAAAUGGCCUCGUCAAUGCUUCUUAUACAAAAUUGCAAUCGUAACGAUCACACUGCUGUCUCUUACAAGCUGCACGGUGCAGCCUAUGGCAAAGGAAUCUAUCUGAGCCCAAUCUCCAGCAUUUCUUUUGGAUACUCAGGUGAGUGACUCUUCUCUGGACCUCCCUUCAGUUGCUCGAGAUCAAGUUUCGUCCGCCGUUAUAUCUGAAGUAGAGUUCUUCCUCUCGUUUUACGAAUGGUCAAUUAUUUCAAUUCACUCCACUGCAGAAAUUAAUGCGGGUUUAUUGCAAUAGGCGAUAAUUAAUAUGAACAAAAUGCUACCUUCACUAUUCCUGAGGACAUGAAUACUGUUAAGGUUCGGAGUGGAUUCCAUUUCAGAUUAAUACAUUAGCUUGACACCGUACCAAAGGAGAGAUUUUUUUCACCUGUUCAUUUCAUGAGAUUCAUACUAGGCCAGUAUUUAUUGUCCAUCCCUAAUUGCCCAGAGGGCAAUUAAGAAUCAACCACAUUGCUUUGGGUCUGGAGUCACAUGUAGCCUGGACCAGGAAAGGAUAGCAGUUUCCUUCCCUGAGGACGUUAGUGAACCAGAUAGGUUUUCCCAAUAAGCGGCCAACAAUGGCCUGGUGGUAUCAUUGCUAGAUAUUAAUCCACAGACCCAAGUUACAUUCUGUCAAAAUAUUUGCCAUGGCAGAUGGUAGAUUUGAAUUCAAUGAAAAACCUGGAGGUAAGAGUUUAAUGAUGAUCACAAAACCAUUGUUGAUUGUUUGAAAAAAACCCUCUGGUUCACUAAUGCCCUUUAGGAAAGGAAUUUGUCAUCUUACCUGGCCUGGCCUACAUGUGACUCCAGACCCAUGGCUAUGUGGUUGCCUCUUAACUGCCCUCUGGGCAAUUAGGGAUAGGCAAUAGAUGCCGGCCUAGGUGGUGACACCCUCAUCCUGUGGGAAAUAAAGAAAUACUGCACAAACUUUUGCUGCCCUUAUUUAAGGAAGAGGCAACUACAUUUAAAGCAGUUUGGUGAAGUCUCAAUGGCUGAUUCUUGGAAUGAGUAUUUUGGCAUUUGAGGAAAAGAUGAGCAGUUUGGACCUAAGCUCUAUGGAGUUUGGAAGAAUGAGAGGUGAUCUUACUGAAACAUAUAAGUUUCUGAGAGGGCUUGACUGAUGUUUGACCUCUCAUGAUUGAACGGCCAGGUGGAAUCAUGCCAAAAUAAGAUGUCUCCCAUUCAGAUGGUUCAGGGAGAGACAGGACUGGCAGUGUAAUGUUCUAUAGAUGCUAUAGGAAAGAUAGAAAGGGAGGCAAGAGAGGAUGAGGAAUUAUAGAAUCCCUACAGUGUGGAAACAGGCCCUUCUGCUCGAAAAGCCCACACUGACCCUUGCAGCAUCCCACCCAGACCCAUCUCCUGAAACACUACGGGCAAUUUAGCAUGGCCAAUCCACCCGGCCAGUAUCUUUGGACUGUGGGAGGAAACUGGAGCACAUGACGGAAACCCACACAGACAUGGGUGGAAUGUGUAAACUCCACACAGACAGUUGCUCAAGUUUGGAAUCAAACCUGGGUCCCUGGCACUUUGAGACUGCAGUGCUAACCGCUGAGCCACCAUGCCACCGUCCCAUCCUAGUGGAGUGGUGCUUGUGCUGAGGGAGAAAACUACAGCUGUACUUAGGGAGGAUAUUCCUGGCAGAACAUUCAGUGAAGUUAUAUGGGUGAAACUUAAAGGUAAGAAAGGGAUUAUCACCUUGUUGGGAUUGUAUUAUAGGACCCCCACACUGUCACCCCUGCAAUAAUCAGUGGGAAAUUGAGAAGCAAAUUUGUAAGGAGAUCUCAGACAUCUGUUAGAAAAAUAGGGUUGUAAUGAUAGAGGACUUUAACUUUCCAAACAUAGACAGGGACCAGCAUAGUCUAAAGGGCCUGGAUGGGGAGGAAUUUGUUAAGUGAGUACAAGAAAAUGUUCUUAUGCAGUAUGUGGAUGUACCUACUAGAGGAGCAUUAUUUCAUUGCUCAGAGUUUUGCCUGCAACGGUAGUAGAUUCGCCAACUUUAGGUACAUUUAAGUCAUCAUUGGACAAGCCUAUGGCCGUACACGGAAUAGUGUAGGUUAGAUGGGCUUGAGUUCGGUAUGACAGGUCGGCACAACAUCGAGAGCCGAAGGCCCUGUACUGUGCUGUAAUGUUCUAUGUUCUAUAGGAGUUGGAACAUUAUGUUGAGGUUGUACAGGACUUUAGUGAGGCCUCUGCUGGAGAACUGUGUGCAGUUUUGGUAUCCCAGUUAUAGGAAGGAUAUUAUUAAAAUGGAGAGGGUUCAGAAAAGUUUUACCAGGAUGUUGCCGGGAAUGGAGAAUUUGUGCUAUACAGAGAGGCAGGACAGGCUGGGACUUUUUCACUGGCGUAUAGGAGGUUGAGGGGUCACCUUGGAGAAGUUUAUAAAAUCGUGAGGAGCAUUAAUAAGGUGAAUAGCAAAGGUCUUUUCCCUAGGGUGGGGGAGUUGAAAACUAGAGGGCAUAUUUCUUAGGGUGAGAGGAUAAAAAUUAAAAAAAAAGAAUAUGAGGGGCAACAUUUUUACACAGAGAGCGGGUUAGUGUAUGGAAUGAACUGCCAGAGAAAGUGAUGGAUGCAAAGGUACAGUUACAAAGUUUAAAAGACAUUUGGAUAAGUACAUGAAUAGGAAAAAUUUACAGGCAUAUGGACAAAACGCAGACAUGUGGGACUAGUUUAGGUUGGGAAUAUGGUCAGUGUUGACUAAUUGGGCCAAAAAGUCAGUUUCUGUGCAGUAUGCCUCUGGGACUUUGUGGCUCAGAAGACGGAGAUGAGAAGUUAUUUCUUCUCUUAGGGGGUUGUUAGUCAGUGGAAUUCUCUUCUCCAGGGAGCAGCGAUGUCUGGGUCAUUGAAUACAUUUAAGGCUGAGUUCAAUGUUUUGACUGGCAAGGGAGUCAAGGGUAUUAUGGGGACAGGCAGGCAAUUUGAGCUAUGGCCACAUCCCAUCAGCCAUGAUCUUCUUGAAUGCUGGAGCAGGCUCAGUUGGCAAACUGGCCUACUCCUGCACCUAUCCCUUAUGAUUUGAAUGACAAAGAUCACUCGACCAAAUAAGCUAACAUAAAAUCAUGUAUAUAAGUGACUGCAUGAGCAAAUGGCAGCUUGAUACAUUUACAUGGCAUUUCUCCACUUGUUGUUUCAAUGAAAAUACUAAAUUAUUCAAUAUAAAUCGAUUUAUUUAUCCUACAAAUACUGAGGAAUGGAUUGUUGGUGUUUGUGCAUUAGUUUUACAGUACUUUCUAGUCUUAGAACAUUUUUCAGAAAUAGACAUCCCAUUAUGAAUAUAAUUCAAUAUUUUGGUGAUGUAAAAGCAGUGGAAGUUUCAACAAUAGCUUCUGUCAUAGCCUUCAGCGGGGCUGAGGAGAAAUUUGUUCAGAGCAAAAACAAAGUUGCUGGAAAAGCUCAGCAGAUCUGGCAGCAUCUGUGGAGGAGAAAACAGAGUUAACGUUUCGGGUCCAGUGACCCUUCCUCAGAACUUCUGAGCCCCAGCCUCCGCAGUUCUUUCGGUUUUUAUUUAGAAAUUUGUUAAGUGCGUCCAAGAAAGUUUUCUUAUGCAGCAUGUGGAUAUACCCACUAGAGGAGCAAUAUUUCAUUGCUCAGAGCUUUGUGUAUAGGAGUUGGAACAUUAUGUUGAGGCUGUAUAGGACUUUAGCGAGGCUUUGAUCACUGGCUCCAGUCUAAUUUUUCACAGAAACGUCUGCUGAUUAGGAACGGGAACAAUGACCGAACAUCCACUCUCCUUUCUAAGGCUGGCCAAGCUGUAGAUAAACUGUAGUGUCACCACUGUCACUAUGCAUAGGACCAGCCACCUCAGUGCAGACUGGUAAUCGAAUCCAGAUCUUGCCUGACCUGCAUUCCAUUUGGUGAGGUAUCCAUCUGAUGACACAUCAUGUUGCUGAGCAACAUUAGCAACUGACAUAUGGAAAUUAGGUCUCAAAUGAAUUGGAAAUUUAGUGUGGUAGUCGACAAAAAUAUAUUCAAAUCUUGGCCUUUGUUUCUAAAUUGAGCAGGACCUUGGGAGCCUAUAAUUCCUCUUUGGUUUCACCAUUGCAACACCUUGUUCCAUCUUUCGUUGAUUUGCUGACCAUACAGCUCCAUUUUUUCCUCCAAUAUUAAUUGUUAUAAUCACUUGAACAUUUUCAUUCUUACAUUUGUCUUGAUGAGUGUAAAAUGAGAAAAAAGCUUCUCUAACAUGUAUUUCUCUCUUCAGAAAUAGACAGUAUAUUACUGCUAUUAAUGCACCCUAACCCAAUUAGAUAAUACAGUCGCGGGCUCUUUAUCAAAGGCAAGAGAAUAGAGUUUGUGCUGUGGAGCAAACGUGUUUUAAUUCAAUGAAGGGUUUAGAGUUUAAAUAAUUACCUUAUUAUUCGAGGUCCUCUUGUCUUUACGUUACCUCUCAAAUUAAAAACAGAUCAGCUGCUGGUGAAUUUGUGUAUUCAUGUAGAUUAAUAGAUUCAAAACCAACAUGUACAAAGAGACUUUGAAGUGAACGUUCUGAGCAACAGUAUUCCAUUCAUGAGCCCUGCCCAGAAGCAAACUUGGUGCAUCUCUUUCAAAGGCUGCAUUAAGAAAGGAACCGGGUAGGAGUGCUUUAAGCAUCUGUAUACAAACCUUAUCUAAUCAGAGCCUGUAAGCCACUGCAUUUUGCUACUAUUUCCUUUAUCAGUUUGCUGAGAUUGAUAACCUUUUUUUUCUGGAAUAAAAGGC
This is a messenger RNA of Stegostoma tigrinum, 6622 nucleotides long. Its product is annotated as protein mono-ADP-ribosyltransferase PARP6. Bases 340 to 1935 code for a protein of 531 amino acids. Lineage: Eukaryota; Metazoa; Chordata; Chondrichthyes; Orectolobiformes; Stegostomatidae. Gene Ontology annotation, cellular component: endoplasmic reticulum tubular network; nuclear envelope; intracellular anatomical structure. Gene Ontology annotation, biological process: endoplasmic reticulum unfolded protein response. The record is from RefSeq and is a predicted model, not a curated record. Gene Ontology annotation, molecular function: NAD+ poly-ADP-ribosyltransferase activity; protein serine/threonine kinase activator activity; kinase binding. The transcript is spliced from 21 exons.